AAAGGAUACUUCGAGAUUUUGGCAAUGAGGUCCUUAACAUUGAGGGCCAUUAUCUACUUCCCCAGAGUCAGAUGAACUCAUGGAUACCAGUUGUAUGUAUAUGUCCAGUAUGAAGGAAGGUAGUGGUAGUUUCGCGAGCCAAUGUUAACUGACCUUAGCACAACGACUGCAAAUCUAUGGUAUCUACUAGCAUGCCUAAUAUUCAACUCUUAAACCCUUAUUAUUCGUAUGGUUUUCAGUCGUUAACUUCGCCCACGUUUGGCUGUACUACAAUUCCGAAACUGUGUUUUAACGUUUAGAAACGUCAACAAUCAUAUGCGAACCCGUUUUUGUAAUCUAUGCCCCUUAUCUUUCGUAUCGGCAAUAAACUCUUGAAAAAUAUACACUUACUGCAGCAGUCCUGCGCUGAUCCAAAAGCUGUGUGUGCCUCCAGUUGGCGAACUACAGUACACUUUCUCCCUACCCAGUUACAGUUACACUGGCGUUCAGAGCAUGCUAGUGUAACAGGUGUGAAACGGAGAGCUAGUUAGCGUUUCAAACGUCACUCGCUCUGAGACUUGGAGUAGUGAUUCCCCUUGCUCUGCAAGGCCGGCGGCUUUUGUGGCGCGAUGGGUAACGAUGCUUCGAGGGUUGUCUGUGUGCAGAGGGUCCCUGGGGCGAGGAGAGGGACGGAAGCUAUACUGUUACACUAAUUAGGACAGGUGGAUUUCCAUCUGUCUUGCGUAAACGAGCGAUGUAACCUGGAAAUAUGGCUGUGAGAACAAUAACCCAAACACUGUCGUGUUAUAAUUUAACCAUUUGUUUUUUAAAGUAUAUUUGUCGCUGAUAUGAAGAUGGCAACGUUCCUUGUUUCCAAAACCGUACCGCAAGUGAUGCGUGUUAACCUUCAGAACGCGCAUACGGGCCAUUAAUGUUCCCCCGACCAGAAUAUACAUGCUUCUUCUGGCAACAACACUUAAACUUGCCACAGCUAUUGAGAGCUACAUAUUUCGUCCAUACUAGGCAACAUCACAAGGGACCGUGACCACGUCUGUAAAUUCACUUUGACAGUUGGCACUACAGAGGCUAACCCAUUCAUAGACUCGCCUAACUGCUUUGGCCCCUAUUGACUGUAGUAUCUUCUGCUGGGGGACUUUUGUUAAGAUCCCAGACACUCGUUCUGACGUUAAAAUACAUCGCUUGCGGUAUGGUUUGGCAACAUAUCUGUUAAAUUACUGCACACCUUUGCUUUAUAGAGUUAUGGUUUGUUUUCCCACAUGGACAUAUCUCCAUGUUACAGCGCUUAUUACAGACGACACCAGUGCUAUCUAGCGUGCUCAACACCUAUGUAAAUGUAACUGUGGAGGAAGUGUAGUUCAUUGGUUCGAGGUAAACAGCGGUAUGGAACUGUGCAAACCUGCUACACAACACAGAGAUCGACUGGAAGGCGUAUAUGGAUGAGGUAGAGGGAGUCAUCAACGGCACCUACGACUACACCCAGCUCAAAGGAGACACAGGCCCUCUGGUGUACCCAGCAGGGUUUGUGUACAUCUUCACAGCGUUGUAUUACGUUACCAACCAUGGGGUGAAUAUCCGCCUGGCCCAGUAUUUGUUCGCUGUCUUCUACCUGCUCACUCUGCUACUCGUCUUCAGGAUAUACCACCGCACCAAGAAGGUUCCUCCCUAUGUGUUCUUCUUUGUGUGCUGUGCCUCCUACCGGAUCCACUCCAUCUUCGUCCUGCGUCUUUUCAACGACCCCGUGGCCAUGAUGAUGCUGUUUGGGGCCGUCAAUUUUUUCUUGGACGGCCGCUGGACUUUGGGCUGCGGGCUCUACAGUUUAGCAGUGUCUGUGAAGAUGAACGUGCUCCUGUUCGCCCCGGGCCUUCUCUUCUUGCUGCUGUCUGAAUUUGGCCUGAUGAGGACCAUACCCAAGCUUUCUCUCUGUGCUGCCAUCCAGUUGUUGCUGGGCCUACCCUUCCUGAUGGAGAAUCCAAUUGGUUAUAUGACCCGGGCCUUUGACCUGGGUCGUCAGUUCAUGUUCACAUGGACAGUGAACUGGCGCUUCCUGCCGGAGUGGCUGUUCCUGAGUCGCUACUUCCACCUGGUGCUCCUGGCUGCCCACCUGCUAGCCCUGCUGCUAUUUGCCCUGCGCCGCUGGAAGAGGCCUGAAGAGAGCAUCAUGGAACUGCUGAAGGAGCCAGACAAGAGAGUCCUCCUUGCACAGAAACUCACCUCAGAUCAGAUGGUGCUGAUCCUCUUCACGUCUAACUUCAUCGGCAUGUGCUUCAGCCGCUCGCUGCACUACCAGUUUUAUGUCUGGUACUUCCACACCCUACCCUUCCUGCUCUGGAGUGGAGGGGUCAAGAAGCUGGCUCACCUACUCCGGGUUUUGAUCCUGGGUCUGGUGGAGCUGUCAUGGAACACCUACCCGUCUACCAUAUACAGCUCAGCAGCCCUCCACCUGUGUCACCUCAUCAUGCUGCUCUCCUUGUGGUUCGCCCAGCCCCCAGCCCGCCAGGGAGAGAAUGCCAAGAGCCAGUAAAAUUAGCCCCUAGAGGACCCUCCCGUCCACCCUAGGCUGGUUCUCACCCCUCGCCUCACCGUGUCUUACCUAUUUCCUCAUGACACACAGGAGGUUAUUGAGGUGGAGUGGGGUCUGUCUUUAAACGCAUCGGUUUGUUGCUACCACACACAUCGCUGUAGCUCUGCUAGCGUAUAGCGGUACAUACAGGUGAGAGAAGGGACUGAGUGAGACUGCAUGUGGGGUGUAUUACGAUUUGGCAGUCGUGCAGGUUUGUGGCGUGGGAGGAAGCUGAAAACAAUUAGGAUUCUCAGGUUAAAGAGUGAAAUAAUACAAAUCUAAGAGUGGGAGUCUAGUGGUGUGGAGAAACGCUGAAUGUUUUGCUGUGUCGUCUAGAACAUCUUAGGGAAGGAUCUCUUGCUUGCAGUAUGUUUUGUGUCAACUACCUUUUCUUGUGAAGUAUUAUCUGGUCUUGUCGAUAAUCGAGUGAGAAACUCUUCGGUCCCCAUGCUGGCAACCAGCUGUUCUGAACCUCUGAUACUGGACCAUUUGUUGUUGUAAAGAUGGUUUCUAUGUGCGUUUGUCUUAACUCCGUAUCAGGGAAUUUUUACUUUGCUACAACUUAUUGACAAAGCUUUGAAUUGAACUGUCCUCUGCAAUAGAUUCUAGUCCUCUAACUCAGUUGGAAGAGCGUGGCGCUUGCAACGCCAGGAUAGUGUGUUCGAUUCCAGGGACCACCCAUACGUAAAAAAAAAAAAAUGAUGCACGCUUGACUAAGUUGUUUUGGUUAAAAGCAUCCGGUAGAUGGCAUAUAUUAUUAUAUUAAAUAUUUCUGUUUGUCCUUAACUCCAUACCUGGGAAUUUUUACUUUACUACUUAUUAAUGAACGCUUUAAAUUGAACCAUUCUCUGCAAUAAGCUUUUGGUGCCCCCCACUGGGCACAAUAGGAAUGACGUUGCCUAGCUAGCACAAGGCUUAUCAUAGGCAAAUACGUAAUUAUAUAUGUCAUUUCAUAUAAGAAUAUGACCAUGCAGAACUAAGCUGUUGACUGUCAUGAAUAUCUGUCUAUUGUUUUCAUUUUCUAAUAGUUUCUUUCAGAGAAUGUGGAUCAGUGUGUGCACUAGACUAAAUAGAAGAGUCCCAUUUCCCACAUCCAGAUUAAGCCUACACCUGGACGAAACACUCACUAAGGUUAUUUUAGUCCAAGAAUAGGCUUAAAUGAAUAGUUCCGCGUGGCAACAUAUUCACGUAAUUUUGCAGAACUUUCCUUUUAAUCCGAGUAGGAAACUGUCCCUUUUUUAAGUGUUAAUGUUCUUUAAUGAGCUGCCAUCGGUGAUAUUUAGUGCUCAUAUUUGUUUGCUGAUGUUUGAUUUGCAUGACUGUUUUGUGUUACACAUGAAGACAGAGAUUGAUUCCAAAGGUGUGUUUUAUUCUGUUCAUAAAGAUGUGAAAAUAAAAGGCAUAUCUCUAAAUAAA
This is a messenger RNA of Oncorhynchus kisutch (coho salmon), 3976 nucleotides long. Its product is annotated as dol-P-Man:Man(5)GlcNAc(2)-PP-Dol alpha-1,3-mannosyltransferase. Lineage: Eukaryota; Metazoa; Chordata; Actinopteri; Salmoniformes; Salmonidae. The transcript has 9 exons. Gene Ontology annotation, cellular component: endoplasmic reticulum. Gene Ontology annotation, molecular function: dol-P-Man:Man(5)GlcNAc(2)-PP-Dol alpha-1,3-mannosyltransferase activity. Bases 1433 to 2521 code for a protein of 362 amino acids. The record is from RefSeq and is a predicted model, not a curated record.